AUGGAAGAAAAUAAAGAUUUAUUUGAGGAAUGGGAAAAAGAAUACUAAAAGCUAAAAAAAAGGUAAAAAUAAAAGAAUAAAAUUCAAGACAAUUAGUUAGAAGCAGAUGUUAUAAUAAAACCAUUGAGAAAGAGAGCUGCUAAAGCUGAUAACAAAGAUUAGUAAGAUAAGGAAUGUAGAGCUGUCUAACAAAUUAAUACAUAAAAUUAAACUAUAGAUUAUAUCCUGACUGGCACAUAGGUUGAACAAGUAGCAAUAGAUCAAAAGGAUAUUAAGUUUGAGCCAAAUAAAAGUAAGCCUCGAAAAAAUUUUGAAGUGGGAAAAAAUGUUGUAAAAAUUGAAGAUGGAAUGAUCAAGUAUGAAUACACAAAUUCCUUUAAUAUUCGAGUUAAUAAUUACAUGAAGAAAUCUCACUUGAGCAAGGAUAUGGAAAAAUAUAUUCAUUAAUAGUAAAUUGAAGAGCAAAAUUAGUAGAUAGAAAAAUACAAAAGGUUGAGAAAAGAUGGUCCAUUCAUUAAAGAUGAAGAAGUUUUACUGUUUUGUGGGAAUACACAAACUCAAAAUGUACGAAUUAAAAAUGAAGGAGAUACUUAGAUAAUUGUUGAAGCUGAGGAUGAUUGCCAAAUUUCUAAAAUAGAUUAUUCAAAAAGGCUACCAGAUUUUACUAAAAUACCUCACGAAGUAAUUAAGGAAGAGUUAUAGAAAAAUGGAUAUAGAACCAGUAAAUUUAAAAAGAGUGAUUUCACAAGAUUUAUGAUUGAGACUUGGCAAUAUAAAAAACAAGGAGUGAUUCCUAAAAAUUACUCUGAGGACAAUUGA
Molecule: messenger RNA, 819 nt
Organism: Stylonychia lemnae
Lineage: Eukaryota; Ciliophora; Spirotrichea; Sporadotrichida; Oxytrichidae
Source: the annotation of a GenBank genome assembly